CCGCGAAUGAAUGAAUGAACGAACGAACGAAAGAACGAAUGAAGAAUCGACGACCGUUUGUACUGUUGCGAACGGGGCUGGGCCUGUCUGUGGCUAUGUGACCGGCUCUCGACCGAUGCUGAAGGCUGUUGGGACCGAUGGGCGUACGUCCGCGGAGAGAGAGUCAGUCCAUCGGACGGAGGGAGUCGGGGCAUUAUCCGCCUGGUGCCUGAGAACGAUGGAAUGGUGGUAGAGAGAGAUCGUAUGACAUGACUGUACGUUCUGGCACCACCUCCCCCUCCCCCCAAUCGAUCUUCCUGGUCGGAUCGUCGACAUUCCGCGGGGUCUCUCUCUCUCUCUCUCUCUCUCUCUCUCUCUCUCUCUUUGCUCCAGUGCGUGCCUGCCCCGAGGGAGGUAGGGAAGAAGAUGAGAUGGGGUGCGGAUGCAUUUUCCGAAGCAGCGAGAAAUGAUCCGCUUCAAGGAUUGAUGGAUCGACUGACUGUCUGUCUGACUGACUGAUUGAUCGAUCGCGUAGAGGCGGAGGUAUCGGCGGCGGUGGCGGGCGGGGAUCAUCAAUCAGUCGAUUCGUUUCUUGAUGGAUCGCUCGCGUUUGUACUUGGGGCUUCAGGACCUGAGAGGAGGGGCGUGCCGUGCUCUUGAUGGUGUUUCUUCGCAUUGACUCCCUCGCGUUCGGUUCUUUGGGUUUCUUUCUUUUCUCUCUGUCCCCCUCUCCAGUUAGCGAGCGCCGGCUCAUUGGACAAGGACGAGAGAGAGGCGGGCAGCGAGGGCAUCGAGAGGGGCUCGUUCGUCGGGAUGUUUGGCCAGGAGGCAUGACGGAUCCAUUCGGGGUUUCGAUAGUAGCUGAGAUUUGAUCGCAGGGUAGUGACAGGGAAGGACGGAAGGAAGGAAGGAAGGGCGGGAGUAGGCAUGGUGACGGUGGCGGGCGCCUGGAGAGAUCGGGUCCAGUAGGGAUUUAUUAGAGAUACUGUUGUAGGGAAGAAUUGGAUUAGUGCGCGAGGGAAAUGGCAAAUUGGCUCAGUUCCAGAUUGAAAGCGGCCGAGCAGCUCCUGCAGCAGAUUGAUCAACAGGCUGCAGCAACUCUGCACAAGGAAAAGGAUAAGGACGGCCAGAGCUCGUCGGGAUUGAUAGAGGAGAAACCUCCGGAGAGGCGCUCUCAAUCUCUGCGCAAGGAGAAGGAAAGUUAUGGAUCCCCUUCUACGUCUGAUCAGGCUUCGCAGUCGUCACGAGGACGGGGAAAGCUCUUCGAUCGCCCCGUGCAGUCUUCGAAACCCGGAGCAGGCAGGAAGACCGCGGGCGAAGAGCGACCGCAGCGAACGCCCGGCCAGAAGUCGUCCAAGGCCUCUUCGUCUUCUUCAUCGUCCCAGGGCAUGGUCGCCUCCGAAGGCCGAGACGAUUGGGCGGAGCUUUUAGGGUCGACGGACUUCGUCGGCAGUACUCCCAUCUCUCGUUCUGGCAGUUCGAGAAGCGGCGAUCUCGACUCUUACAGUCCUGCGUUGAAGAGCAAUCGGACGAAGACGCCGGUCAGUGGCAAGAGCACCGGCGGAGGUCUCACCCACUCCUCCAGAACUAGCUCAAAUGGCGAUUUGUUCUCUAUCACACCUUCGAAGCCAAAUGCGCAGCAAUUGACGCCGGCGAAGAAUUCUUCCAAGAUCUUGAGGGUAUCUUCGUACACGGCCGUGGAGAAGGCGAAUAAUGCCGGUCGAGAUGAUCCGGAGAAUCCAAUUGGAAGAUCUCUGCACGAUAAGGGUGUGGAAAAGGACUUGAAGACCAGCACAGCAGCAUUGAGUGUGGGGAACGAGGAUGUACAAUCCGCAGGUGAGAUUCUAUUGACGAAUGGAGACGACCUCAAGAAGGAAGUAGAGUGUAAGGAACAAGUCUUUGAGAAUAAUGCGGAGAUCGAAGGGGUUAGGAUCGAUGCACCGUCAGGGAAAAGGGACGAUGCUAUGUCAGCUGUCUCCGAGACAUCAGAGAUUAAGGAAUUGCGGCAGAUUGAUAGCGAAAUAUCCGAAGCUGAUGGUAGUGGAGUUGAGCAGCGAGUUCCCCCGAAUGAAGACACGAGCUCGUCCAUCUUGGAUGAGGCUGAUGGGCCUAUUGCUUCGGCCGAAGUCGCCUCGGAGGGGAUCGUGAAUAGAGGAGAGGUGGAGCUGGUGGAAGAUGAGUAUGCCACUAAUAAUGGACUGGGUGGUAGCGCUGGGGAGGAACACGAGAAUGGCCUUUCGGUCGUGGAGCUUGCCGCUCGCCUGCAGGCGACAGGAGAUUCUCUUCGACAAGAUGAUGGUGGGAAUGAAUCGCAAGAAGAGGAGGAGGAGGAGGAUGAUGAAGAGGAAGAAGAUGGUGGAGAAGAAGAAGAAGAGGAGGGUAAGUUGAGUGUCCACAGCCUGUCACUCAGCGAAGAGGAAAGCUCAGAUUCUGGUACAGACGGAGAUUCGGACUCGGACGACUCGGAAUAUGAAGAGAAAAGAAGACUGAAGAGAUUGGCUUUAAGGAGAAAAUUGGCGAAGCGUAGGGCCAUGGAAGCGAGGGCAGCUGCAGAGGAGGCCGCGAAGGUGGCAAUCAAAGAGCGAGAAGAUCUUGUGGAGAGAAUGCAGCGGGAGAAGGACAGUUUAGAGGCUUUACUGGCGGAGGGUGAAGAACAGCACGUGAAGAUGGCAGCUGAGCUGCGCGAGAGCAUGAUGGAGGUGAUGCAGCUUCUAGAGCAGGAGAAGCAAAUGCACAAUAACACCCGAAGACAAGGUUUGGAACUGGAAGUGAAACUCGAGGCCGAAAACGCUGAGCUUGCGAAAUCCCUGGCUGCCAGCCAGUGGGACCUUGAGGAAAUAACGUCACAGGUAUCAAAAGCCCGAGCUUUGGUGGAGGCCAAGGUGGAUGCUUGUUCAGACUUGCAAAGAGAGGCAGCUCUUCUGCGCAUCAGGCUUUCUCGUCCCAACAGAUCCCAGAGGGCCAUAGAUGACGCCUUCGAGGCCGAAUCCAUGGAGGAAGAAAAGUCGAGCAUGGUGGCGAAAAUCGAGCAGCUGCAGCAGCAGGCCGAGGAUCUGCAAGACAGCCUGAAACGACUGCUGGACAGGCAAGUGGCCCCGAGCAGCAUCCAGCUCGAGUUAGAGAGUCAGUUGGCUCAAAUCACCGAUAGUCUUAUACAUAAACAGGCCCAGGUUGAAGAACUUUCUACCGAGAAAGCCACACUAGUUUUCCGAGUUGAAGCAGUGUCCAACACUUUGCGUGAAGAGAAGUUGGCUCUCGUCUCUCGUUCAGCGAAACGGAAUCCCAAUAAGGGUGCCUGGUCGGAUUGGUCCUAUUUUGACGAAGAUUUGGAAUAUGGAUUUGGCAAGACGUACAGCGCUAAGGACAAGGGCUGGGACACGGAUGAUGGUAGAUAUGAGAACGUGACCGAGGCAUCUCAUCUGCAGCCAUUUCUACGUUUGGUCCGACAAGUCGAUGGUCUUGUAAUGGGAGCUGCCUUGGUUCUGCGCAAAAAUGGAAUGGCUCGAGCUUUUGCUGGCCUCUACCUUCUCGCCCUCCAUUGGUGGGUCGUAUUCAUUCUCUUCUCGCAUCCUGCAGCGCCCUCGGAUGUCAUCUCUGGUACUAGAGAUCCUGUUUUCUCCACUUUAGGUGACGUCCACUCAUCUUUGAACCAUAGCACGGGAACUUUCCUAUAAUUUCUACCCACUCUGUCAAUAUCAGGUUCUUGAACCAGCGGCCAUCGUCUGUCAUGAAUUCUGGAGCAUCUGGGCUUCAGGAAUCUGGGAGCUGUCGGCGACUUGGCUUCUAAAAUUACGUAUGGUACACUUCGAAAAGGACAUGACUAUUGGAGGAUGAUAUAUUCUGCAAACUGAUGAUGUCGUCUAAAUUCAACCCUUCCUUCCUGCGUUGUCGGAUUUACAUGUAAGCUCGUGUAGAUACGCGUUCUUCUUCAGGAAAGAUCUUCUGAUUGUAACAGCUCCUCGGGUUCCUUGGCGUCCUAGUAACUGAUCCAUCAGAUGUGCAAUCCGACUCCGUUCACAACUAUGGCUCUAUGUGCGUUUCCUGCCCUCGGAAGCAAACCCCAUUACAUGUAAAUAAUACAUUUCACCAAUCACGCACUGUGGUGCUCACUCAUCUGUAAGCAGAUGUCCGCUGAUAUGCGUUGAUGUCGCAGGGUUGCGGUUAGAUGAGCUUCAGGAAGCCAUACUGUAGUUCAUUAGCAACUGUUUCGAAGGAUAUCAACGGAUGCUCGUGGUAAUUUCACAGCCGAGGUUUACUCCAAGCCGUGUGUAUACUGUUCUACCCUCCUGAUUUCCAUGUUUGCUUGUGGCUACCCUGUUGCCGUAUUUAAUGACCCGAGGAACUUGGAGGCA
Molecule: messenger RNA, 4331 nt
Organism: Marchantia polymorpha subsp. ruderalis
Lineage: Eukaryota; Viridiplantae; Streptophyta; Marchantiopsida; Marchantiales; Marchantiaceae
Source: the annotation of a GenBank genome assembly